Messenger RNA from Zea mays, 2819 nucleotides. Its product is annotated as BTB/POZ domain-containing protein At3g50780-like. The record is from RefSeq and is marked validated. The coding region runs from base 1066 to 2658 and encodes 530 amino acids. The transcript is spliced from 2 exons. NCBI's taxonomy places the organism in Eukaryota, Viridiplantae, Streptophyta, Magnoliopsida, Poales, Poaceae. Gene Ontology annotation, molecular function: protein binding.
UAGGGCAACGCGAGAGCUAGCUCGACACGGUUCAAGAUUUCCUCAGAUUCAAUGAUACGAUCCUCCUCCAUGCACACUUGCACAGGGCCACAGGCGGCACAGCUAGCACAGCGGUUGGUGGUAGCUGGUAGUGGUAGUAGUUCAUCCGUGCUCCUUGCUGUCUGCUGUGGUGGCCUCGCUGAGUCGCAGGACCUCCAUGGCCCCUUGCCCCGCCUGCACUGCAACGGCCAACGGCAACCUCAUGUGAUGACUGAUGAUUAACUAUACUACUGAGUACUGACAGUGGCCCCACGCAUGCUCCCUCCCUCUAUCCACCUGCUUUCCAUGCGAAGGCUGACGCUCCCACAUCUUUUUUCCAUUUCCACACUGAACGCUGAGCGACGGGCGCUCUUUCUUGGCCUCUGAGGUUUCUGGCUGUAUGUAGGAGUACGCGGUAUACACGCCCCAAGAAAGAUGUUUCUUCUUCCAUGGCGUCGGUGAUCGGUCUCCGUCCGCUCUCCCCAACCUCCCAUGCUUUCAGUUUCAGGCGGCAUGCCCCAUGGUGACUCGGUGAGCAGGACGAUUCGUUUUCGUCCACGAGUCACAACGUACGUCUUGGUAAACGUCCUGGAACAGUGUGCGCACACAAAGACCCACGCGUGCUCGCCUCUGGUUCUGGGUUCUUCACCCAAACAGCAAGGACAACAGGCAUUGGAUUCGGGGCAACGAUAGCCUGCUACUUCUUCCUCUGCCAUGGGCAAUUGGGGCAUGGCAUGGCAGCUCGCUUCUGCGCCACUUUACACUCCACUGACCACUGCCUCUCGCCUUUGAAGCAUACAAAGGAGUAAACAGCUUCACCUACCGGAAUGUACUCCUAUCCUAAUUCUUGGUAAAGUAGAGUACAGUACUCUAGUAGCCUGGUACUGGUAGACCAGCAGCUCGGGCGGUGAGCCGGCGAGUCCGUUUCGCGGCCAGUCUGGGUCGUUGAGCGGCAAGUCGCUGUCGAGAAGUGAGCAAUUGCAGGAGUCUUGCAGGUUCUUCCGGCGGGGUCGGACGUGAAUCCGGGCUCCGGCCAGCACGGGGAGGAUGAUGGACGGAUCGAGGCAGCAGCGGCAGAGGAGGGGAUCGCCAGCGCCGGGGAGGCCGCGCACCGUGCCGAUCGCCGUCACGCCGGAGGGCUUCUGGUGCUGCCCGUCCCCCGCCGCGCUGCACAAGAGCCUGCUCAAGAACCCGCACCACCACCACCACCACAACGCCAAGCAGGCGCCGACGCCUAAAACCCCCUCGGCCCCUCCGUCCAGAGCCCCCUCGGUCCAGACCGCGACGUCCGUGACCGACGACGUCGACGACCCCGCGCCCGCCGUGGCCGACCACCACCACAGCCAAGCGGCCGCCGAGGCUCCGGCGCCGGCCACGCCACCACAGCACAAGGUCUGCGUCGGGUUCGGGCGGCCGGAGACCAGCGACCUGACGGUGGUGCUGUACGGGAAGGAGGGCGUCGCGGUCAGCAUGAGCGUGCACAGGGACGUGCUCGCCCAGAGCAGCGCCUUCUUCGCGCGGCGCCUCGCCGCCGACGGCCAGCCCUGCGUGGAGAUCCACGACUGCGAGGACGCGGAGAUCUACGUGGAGACGGUCGGCCUCAUGUACUGCGACGACGGGGCCAACAAGCACCGGCUGCUCAAGCAGAGCGUCCCGCGCGUGCUCCGCGUCAUGAAGGCCGCCGACGCGCUCGGCUUCCCCGCCUGCGUCAGGUCCUGCCUCGACUACCUGGAGGCCGUCCCGUGGGCCGGGGAGGAGGAGGAGCGCCGCGUCGUGUCCUCGGUCCGCCGUCUCCAGUGCACGGACGGCGCCGGAGUCAGCCCGCUGCUGAGGAGGGUCGCCUCCUCCGACUCCGGCUGUCUGAGACCGCCCGCCGACACGUUCGCGCACAUAACGGAGAUGGUGCUGGCGAGCACCGACGAGCGGGGCCGGCGCGAGACGAAAGCCCUGGUCUUGAGCCUCCUGAAAGACAGCACUCGCGGCCACGUCGGCGGCGGCGCCGACGGAUCACCACCAACACCGGGCAUCUCCUCUUCCGAGACGUUGUACGGCUCGUGCCGGGGCUGCCUGGACCGGCUCCGGCGGCUGCUCGCGGAAGCUUCGUCCGAGCCGGCGUACUCCGCCGCCGUCGCGCGGCGGAUCGCGCUGGAGGCCGACAACCUCGUGUGGCUGGUGGAGAUGCUGGUGGCGAGCCAGCGCGCCUGCGACGGCUUCGUGGCGCUGUGGUCGGGCCAGGCCGAGCUGGCCGCGUCGCACGCCGGAGCGCCGGCGGCGUCCCGCCACGCUGUGAGCCGCGUCACGGCGCGCCUGUUCGUCGGCGUCGGGAGAGGGGAGAUGCUCCCGCCUAGGGACGCCCGCCUGCGGCUCCUCCAGGUCUGGCUGCAGCCGCUCAUCGACGACUACGCGUGGCUGCAGCGCGCCGGCGGAUCCCGGCCGGCGGCGUUCGACAGGAGGCUCGUGGAGGACGGCAUCGGGCAGACGAUCCUGACGCUGCCGCUGGAGGACCAGAGGUCCUUGCUGCUGGCGUGGUUCGGCAGGUUCUUGAAGCUCGGCGACGAUUGCCCGAAUUUGCAGAGGGCGUUCGAGGUGUGGUGGAGGAGGACUUUCGUCAGGCCGUAUGCAUGUUCUUCGUCAGGCUGAUUCUGACGCGGGUGAUAUUUUGACAUCAGAUCAGAUAGAAGCUCAGCCUGAAAUGCUAGCGGCACUAGCUUAGCUGUUGAUCAUAGAUUGUUUGGGAGAAACCCUUUCUGAAUGUUGAGUGUAUUGUCUUCGUUAGUCCAUCUGACAUGAAAGUUGGCAAG